Molecule: messenger RNA, 837 nt
Organism: Papilio polytes (common Mormon)
Lineage: Eukaryota; Metazoa; Arthropoda; Insecta; Lepidoptera; Papilionidae
Exons: 3
Coding region: 118-693 (191 amino acids)
Source: RefSeq, a predicted model, not a curated record
UUAUAAAUACAAGUAAUAAAUCAUUUCAAAGAACAUGCCGUAAAAAAUCAAUCAAUUUACAAUCUUAACAUCCAUAUCCGAUGCUGGCAUGUAUUUAAAAGUAAACCAUUGAUUUUAAUGCGAUUUACACUUCAUGUAGUGUACGUUUAUUAUUCAAUAGUAUUUAAAAAAAUGGCGAAUAACAAAGUGACUUACGUUUAUAUAUUUGUACUCAUAUUAAUAAUAAAAGGUGCUGCUGCGGUAAGAUCCCAGAAAAUCCGAACAAGUGAUGACACCAUACAACAAAUAGAAUCGUUAAAAGAAAUGAUCCUGGCCACAGAUAAUUUACGUCCAGAAUCUUUAGCAGCUGAACAAGAUCUCGAACUAUCGUUUAGAAGUGGAUUAGGAAUGUUAUCACCACUUCCAAUAGACAUGGAUGACGAUUUGUUGAAAAAUAUCGACAGUCAGAGGGCAUUUGCAUGUUCUCAGUUGAAAUGUUCCCCUAAAGAUACUUCUACACCAGUUUGUGCUUGUAAUUAUAAAACGGGGAAUGUUGUGACCUUCAAAAAUAAAUGUGACACAAAAAAGCAUAAUUGUAGAUUUAAUACAGAUUUCCACGUAAUUUUAAAUGAAAUUUGUCCAUGGGAAUUUAUAUCGCGGCGAGGCAGUAAGGAGCUCAUUAUAAAUUAUGAAGAUGCGAAAUAUUACAACUGAAUUAUCUGUUUAUCUCACAAUAUCAUAAUAACAACCACUACCGUAGUUAUCACAAAUUUAAGACCCAUUUCCACUUCUUGACCAUUUUGUUUGACUAUGAUGUUAUCUUUGAUAUCCAUUUUUUAAAUAAUUUAAACUCUGGUA